UUGUACACGUUGAAAAACUCCGGUCUGUGUUUUAAACGGCGGAAAGAAACAGCAUAACAACGGAACAAAACAGCGAAACGGUUAAAAUGGCGAACUUGCUGGUUGUGUCGGUGAUAGUGCUCGCAUUUAACUUAUCAUACUCAAAAGCUCAAAGAUCUCCCACGAUUUCUUAUAUAUCCCAAACCCAAAUCAAGGAUAUUGGAGGUACUGUCGAAUUGGCUUGCUCAGUUCAGUAUACGUCCGACUAUCCGGUACUGUGGAUGAAAGUGGAGAAGGGAACCAAUACUGCCAGCUUGCCUAUAUCGACUGGAAGCUCUCUGAUUUUGCACGAUUCGCGGUUUUCGCUUCGUUACGACCCGACAAGUUCGACUUAUGUCCUUCAAAUCAAAGAUAUGCAGGAAACCGAUGCUGGUUUCUACCAGUGCCAGAUCAUUAUUUCUCCGAGUAAUAGAGUGAGCGCCGAAGUAGAAGUCCAAGUGCGCAGACCUCCGUUCAUUUCCGACAACUCCACCAGAUCUGUGGUGGUCUCGGAAGGCGAAGCGAUCGAGAUGGAAUGUUACGCGGGGGGAUAUCCUCCGCCUAGGAUAUCUUGGAGGCGCGAAAACAACGCCAUCUUACCGACCGGCGGCUCCAUUUACAGGGGCAACAAGCUGAAAAUUAAAGCCAUCCAAAAAGAAGACCGGGGCACUUACUAUUGCGUGGCGGAAAACGGUGUCGGGAAAGGUACGAAACGUAACAUCGCCGUGGAGGUGGAAUUUGCUCCUGUGGUGACCGUGCCUAGACCGAGAUUAGGGCAAGCCUUGCAGUAUGAUAUGGAUCUCGAGUGCCAUGUGGAAGCCUAUCCGCCUCCGGCGAUUUCGUGGGAAAAAGAUGAGAUAACUUUGUCGAAUAAUCAACAUUACAAGAUUUCCCAUUUCGCUGUGGCAGAUGAGUUCACCGACACCACCUUGAGGGUUAUUACAAUAGAAAAAAGGCAGUAUGGGCAAUAUGUAUGCAGGGCAGCAAAUAAGUUGGGUACCUCCACGGGAAGAGUAGAACUAUUCGAGACUGUGAUUCCCGUAUGCCCUCCCGCCUGCGGCUCCAACCGUUUCGCCGCCGCUUCGACGAUGUCGACCAGUACGGCAGCGUUAUUCAUUACCCUAACGAUAAUGAUGUUCAGAAACAUCCGUGCCCAACGUUAAUUACCCGGGCUUGAUCUGGUCGGGCGGAGGUUGCAAAACAGUUCCGCCGUCCCGCGGACACUUUACCUUUCUUUUACUCAUCGUUUCGACGCUCGUCGAUAUUUUAAGAUAAACGAUACGAUGGAAGUUUGGACCAAACUUUGUCGACGAACGCGUAAAACCUCGACCUAAGAUAAUUUAAGCAGCUCUAGUUAUGUCGUAAGUAGGGUGGCACUAAUCGAAUUGAAUCUACUGGGUGUUCCGGCAGUAUCUCUUUGUAACUAAACGUAAUUUUCGUAACAUCACGCCAUAUUCCGCGAAUACUCUCGACAAUGUUGCUACAGUAUCGUACAAAAAAUGUAUUUACUUACGAUAGUACUCAAAAAUACUUUUUGGAAACUCGAUGACCUAUUAGAAUAUGGAGGAUGGGAAAAGAUGCGCGUUUAAAAGUGAGGUUAUGUUCCCUAUUUCGAAGACAGCAGCGUUGCCACAUCAACUCGAAAAUUUUAAAAAAUUCUGAAACCGGCUAUUCAACGUGCUUACACAUUCGAAGAUAAAAAUUAUUUUUUAGAGAAUUAUCAUUAUCCCUUCAACCAUUUACUCAAAAAGUGAAUGGAUUUGUGAUGUAACAAAAAAAAAUCGGGGGAUAUUUCGUGGACUUGGUGGGUAAAUUUUCUUUGCAAAUAUUGCACCUUAAAAUUUUUCCCACGAACCGCCACUGGCUUCAACCGUUUCAGAUAAAAAUUUGAAAUUUUGGUAGCGACUGGCUUGCCCCCGUAUUUCAUUGCGGCAAUAAAAAUAAACUAAUUGGGCAAGCAAGAAAAGAAAGAAAAACAGGAAAUCAAAUCAUGAUUAAUUAUUAUGGGUACGCUACUGGAUCACAGAAAAAUAUCAAUAGCUAGUUUUCUAGUAGAAUUAAGAUUUAGAUGGAAUAUGUCUACGUGACUAAAGUGGUGAUUGUAGUUCUUAUGCAUUUGAGUUUAGUGCCAAGUCACAAUAAAAUUAGUUUGAGUUUCUUAAAAAUCUUGUAUGUGUCAAUAAAUUCAUAAAUAUAACGUAUGAAACUUAUCUGUCUCGUACUGAAAGUCACUUAGGUUUGGGUAAAAUUUGAACACAGGAUGACGUAUAAACUUUUAUUUUUGUUUUCUAUUCUGUUUAUGCAUUUAAAAUGUUUUGGGUACCACAGUUUACCACGAUACUUUUAAAUUUUUUUAUUGGCUUUAAAAUUGGGACAUAACUUACUUUCUCAUAUUUUGCAAAAUAUGCCUAAUCUUGUAACCACCAUGCGAUGUCCCAAAUCUCAUAUCAAAUUGUUUGCAUUUUGGCAAACCGUAAUGACCGACUGAAUAUUUUGUAAAACAUAAUUUUAAUCUCCAAAAUAUCUCAAGAAAGCUAUAACAUAUGUUACUUAGAAUUUUAGAUUUUUUUUU
Molecule: messenger RNA, 2590 nt
Organism: Cylas formicarius (sweet potato weevil)
Lineage: Eukaryota; Metazoa; Arthropoda; Insecta; Coleoptera; Brentidae
Gene: Lac
Product: lachesin
Exons: 6
Coding region: 87-1181 (364 amino acids)
Cellular component (GO): neuron projection
Source: RefSeq, a predicted model, not a curated record